UGCCCGUUCCUCUCUAUGCCUGUCAGUCGCUCUCUGCGUAACACUGCGCCCCCAGCGGCGCCCGAAGCCCCGCCUCCGGGACGGCCUGAACGUCACUUCCGCAUCCGGCAGGAGGCUCCAUGGUGCGGCCCUGCCAUGAGCCUCGUCCGGCGGCCGGAGUGGGGGGAGGCGGCGGGGGGCGCCGCUCACUCGCUGGGUGCUAGUGAUGCAUCUCCAGAUGAAGGAGUAGUAGAAGAUCUGCCUUUAAUAGAUGAGAAAGCUGUGGAGCAGCUCACUGAAGGAUUGAUUUCUCAUUAUCUGCCUGAUCUUCAGCGAUCAAAGUCAGCGCUACAGGAACUUACACAGAACCAAGUGGUAUUACUAGACACAUUAGAACAAGAGAUUUCAAAAUUCAAGGAAUGUAACUCCAUUCUUGAUAUCGAUGCUUUGUUUUCAGAAGCUAAACACUAUCACAACAAGUUAGUGAAUAUUAGAAAUGAAAUGAUGAUGCUCCAUGAAAAGACGUCAAAGUUAAAAAAAAGAGCGCUUAAGCUGCAACAAAAGAGGCAGAAGGAAGAACUUGAACGAGAACAGCAACGUGAGAAGGAACUUGAGAGAGAGAAGCAGUUAAUGGCAAAACCUGCUAGGAGGACAUGAAAGCAGAGCAUGCAACAACUUGUCUGAAUGAAUCUUUUCUGCAUUGUCUGGAACUAAAGCAGACUGCUUAAACUGGGCUGUAGCAGCUACUAGCAACAGCCUCCCCUAUGAUAUUAGAAUUUCCAGAAUGGUAAUUAUAGGGUUGGUAACAUCCGAAUUUUUUCAUUUCAGCCACUCAAGUUGCCUUCUUUUAUAAUGCUAUGCAGUUUGAUAUUAUUAUAAUAUAACUUAAUUUUUUUAAUAUAUAUGUAUAUAGGAGAAUGUAGGCAUCACAGUUUGAAAUACCCAUCUUGGUUUUUUUCAUCUGUUGUUCUGGUGUUUAGAAUUCUGAGAGAUAUUUGGUGACUGGCAUAGGUGUUUUUCAGACAAAAUACAGAAUACUAAUUAAAGUUCAGCUCUCAUCCCCAGACUACAGUGGCCGCCUGUUCCACUGAAACUGCUUUGAUUCAGGUAGUUGAGAGAUCUUUUUGAUGUCCUGGCUCAUAAAUACUGACUUUUUGUGCUGCCUUAGUUUGGUCCAUCUCUACUGAACUGAAGAAACUUCCAGUGUAUUUGCCUGAAAGCUCACUUUAUUGCAGCAGACUUUAUUUUUUAUCACAAAAUAACUUAAGAACAAAUUCAAAGUAACUUUUGAAUAGUUUCCCAGCUGAAUUGGUUGGUGGGGAAGGAAGCGGAACCCUGAAGAUUCUCAAAAUUGAUCUGUGCACAAUGCGAAGAUGAAUGAAUUUAUGAUUCUACAAGCAUUUGAGUCAAACCAGGGAACUCUUCCUUCUGUAAUGGUUCAACGGGAACGACUGUGUGGUCUACGCAAGUUUCUGUAGGAUUAGAAGUUAUGGUUUCUUUAUUUUGCGUGACAAAAUAAAAUGCAACCAAAACUAAAUAAUUUCUUUCACGUGAAAUUCAGUUACCUGUAGGAAAAACUACUGCAUUUAUUUUUUUUAUUUAAAGAACUAUUAAUUUGCACUGUUGGGCUGCACAAGAGAAUUUUUGUUAUGCUGUCCUCACCCAAAUUGAUGAUUGUUAGUGUGUACUGAUGAUAAACGUGGAAUAGAGGUUGAUACUCAUUUCUCUGAAUGUAGUUGUUGUCUGGUAGCACUUGGUGCGUGUUGUCUAGACUGGUUAAAGAGCUUUAAACAAUUUGUUCCCACAGUCUAACAAACUGGUUAUUUUAGACCUGUCAAAUUUUUUAAGUAGUAGUGUAAAUGGCGUUUUUUGAACUAAGAGGAAGAGUGAGCUAUGUAAAGUUUUCCUUAAAGUAUGUGUGGUACAUUAUCAGAGGAGCACAGUCAAUGUUUCUUUUAUUUCCUUUUUGAUGAUUUACACAGGGUACAUCUGCCUGGACUCCCCUGCAUUACAAUCUUCUGAACUCCUAACUUCCUAAUUUCCUAAUUUGUUUUGUUUUUCUGUGAAGGAUGUGCUCUAAUGUGUCACCCAAGUGCAAGUUAAACUGGGAUAAUGCUCUGGAACCAGGAGCACAAAAUACUUAAGGUAGUCUGAAGAGACACUGAAAUGCUGUUACUGAAGCAGUAAUAGAUUCAAACUUUCCACAGGUAUUUUUCCUUUUAGUGACUUGUGUCUGCUCAUUGCCAGUGGCUUGUUGACCUGUGCUUGUGGUUUGUAUGUAUUUCUAAGAGAAAUGUAAAGAAUUUCCACAGUCCAUUUUUGGAGCAAAAUGUACAUAACAAAAUAUUGUUUAAAUAUUGUGUUUUGUAAUGUAAUUUCAAAAUAAAUUUCUGGGAAUUGAAAAAGUUCUUAUUAAAGUAUGACACGGUACUGGAUGCCUCGGUAUCCACAUUGGGAUUAAAUUUCUGUGGUAUUUCUUGAUUUGUGUUCCCUCAUCUAGAAUCCAGUUUAGUGUUUGAAGUUGUGGUCUCUUUCUGUGAAUAACUGUGGGUUUUUUCAAAGAACUGCAGGAUAAGGAGGUAGUUUAAUUUAAAAAAUCGUGUAAUUUUACUGUAAAUACAGAAUUUAAGCAUAUAAAUUGCUGCUUUUGCUGUUGCAUAUUUCAGAAUUCCUUUGGAAUAAUUUCUGGUCAAAAGAACCAAAGCUUGCAGUGGUUGUCUGAGGAAUCCCAUACACAUCUGUAAAAAUGUAAUUGAUAACAUUUCUCAUUAACUUGUAGUAAAAUCUAGAUUUUGUAUGAAUAGGAACUAAAUUUAAUAGAUGGCCUUUCUGUACUAAAGUGGGUGGGGUGAAUUAGUGUAUAUAAGGAGGAGUUUGGUCCAUUAACAUUACUUUUUAUUAAUCUCAAAUUAUUUCAGUUAAAAUUACUACCUUUAUAGGAUCUUUUUCUUCUGAAUGCUGCUCUUGUGUCAAUGCAUAAAAAGUAAAUGCUACACCGGAUUAAUUGAAUGGUACUGGCAUUUAAACUUGUAUGCUUGUGUUAAUAUGCAUAGCUAGAGGAGUAAAUCUCUUGCUGUAUUCGUUUAGUCUUGCUUGAUAUUAUAAAAAAUGACUUAUUCAAGUCGAUGAAUGUGGUAGUGAUAGACAUUUUGUUACUGAUUUUUAUUCUAUCCACAAGAGGAGGUGCAGCUAGCUGCAUUUUUUUUCAGAAACAGAUAAAAUGACAGCUUGAAAACAGUCCCUUGGUACUGUUCCUUUCAUUUUCUGUAUGCUUAAUUUUUUUUAACCUACCAAGUCAUAGCAGCAGAAGACAGGUAACUGUGCAGUAACUCUCUGAAUUUUUAUUUUGUAAGACUACAAAUCUAGGAAUUGCUGUUGCUGACUGGGGAAUCUUGGUUUCUCUUGCUUUUAUCUUUGCUGUUGUUAACCUGGAUGUUUCAUCUGCGUUCCCCCAUCUGUAGAGCUUUAUGUAAGCCAAUAUUCAAUUUGGUGAAAUCUGGGUUUUUCAGUGAUAGUGGUGGCUUUGCCAUGUUCAUAAGACAAAUAUUUCUUGGAAAAUGGCUACAGCAUAUUUAUCUGGUUUUAUUCUGUGUGCUGUGACCUAAGCGAUAAUAGCAUAAAUAAUAAAAUCAUAAAGUUUGUUUCUGUAGCUGUUUUGUCAGGCUUCUAGCAUCUGAGGGAGUUCUCUGGCUCAUUUAUUCUGAAUUAUGCUUUAGUAGACACCUUCUGCCACCUACUGCUUGUUUUGCAACACUGCUCACUGUUCUUUAUUUUAAUUCUCAGUGUGACACUUUCAUGCCUCACUUCGCAGGGCUCAAUUUGGUUUUGAACAUCAUUAACUCUAAUUGGUUAUUUGAUCUUUGUUGGAUUAGUUGUGUUAAUCCAACUAAAAUUACUGCUAGAAACUUUGCAGGACUUGGUGGUGUAAGUCUGUGAGAGUACAAAUUAUGCCAGCAUAAAUAUUAAUAUGGCUAUUCAUGCUAGGCAAAACAGUAUGCAAUAAGUUUCUUAGUAAGGCAGCAUGUGAAGGUAGCAAAGAUGAUUGUAUUUAUUUAUUUCUUAAUAUUUUUAUUUUUAAAUCAAAGUGUAAACUUAAAUUGAAGUAUACAAUUGGAUUUGGCAAAAAUAUCACUGCUUUCCAGUAACUUGAAAUACAUUUAGUUUACUUUUCUCAGUCCUUAGCAAAGUGAUUUGUAGAAAAAUAGGCACCGAAACUGGACAGUUGCAUCGCCACCACCACUGUAGUAUUUCUUCAAACCAGUCCUUUGUGAUACCAGCACAGCCAAGAGCUCUUGUGAUGUGACAAAUUUAGUUUUCUCAAAUGUUCUCUAUGUAGGUGAUUGAACUAAAACUGAUGGAAAGAAGGGCUCUAUUAUUGGUACCUGAUGGUGUCACAACAGUGCGAGGGGUUAGGAAUUCUAACCAUUUUCCCUCAGGCUCUAACUGUUGGGAACCACAGAUCUGGGAAAUUAUCACUACUCAAGUCCAUAAUAUAAGUGUUGUUUGUGGGGUGUCAUGUAGCUUUAAAGCACAGAUGUUGGCCAUACCUGAUAACUCAGUAUUUCCUUCUUGGUUUUGCUCCUAUCUAUCCGUUUAUCUCCAUGAUGUCAAGCCAUGGUGUUUAAGAAAAAAAAUGGCAAACAGAAAAGUUACAACAAAUGUAUUCAACUUUUACAAACUUGCAACUUAAUGAAGCAAAUAAUUUAAAGCUUGAUCAAGAAUAAUUUCAAAAUUUGUACACAUGCAAAGGCAAGAGCCUCUAAAGCAGCAGUUUACAGAAGUAAUUAAGUUUUCACACUGAGAUGUAAGACAAAAGGUAAGACUGACUGAUUUAGUUUCAUGUAUUGGUCAGCAAACCACUCUACCUGUAAAUUGGCAAUAGAGUUUAUUGCCUUGAUGAGCAAAAUUUUUCUUUGGUCACCUGGGACUCAUCUAA
This is a messenger RNA of Cuculus canorus (common cuckoo), 4915 nucleotides long. It is a transcript of the gene BLOC1S6, whose product is annotated as biogenesis of lysosomal organelles complex 1 subunit 6. Bases 16 to 636 code for a protein of 206 amino acids. Gene Ontology annotation, cellular component: BLOC-1 complex; extrinsic component of membrane; transport vesicle. The transcript has 5 exons. NCBI's taxonomy places the organism in Eukaryota, Metazoa, Chordata, Aves, Cuculiformes, Cuculidae. The record is from RefSeq and is a predicted model, not a curated record. Gene Ontology annotation, biological process: intracellular transport.